Guyanagaster necrorhizus is the source of this 355-nucleotide messenger RNA. RefSeq lists its product as uncharacterized. The transcript is spliced from 2 exons. The coding region runs from base 6 to 263 and encodes 85 amino acids. Lineage: Eukaryota; Fungi; Basidiomycota; Agaricomycetes; Agaricales; Physalacriaceae. The record is from RefSeq and is a predicted model, not a curated record.
CGAGGAUGUACUUUGACACAUAUCCAUUGACUGGGGAAGGGAUACUCCACCUCGUCGUCGUCUUUCGAUAUCCCAAUAUUUUACGAGGCAAGGCGCGAAAGAGACCGUCCCAAGGUGAAAGCCAAGCCAUCCCCCGAAGUAAGAGUCGCCGAUCACUCGGACUUGUGACUAUAGCAUAUUCGGCAUCAGUUGGUGCUGCAGGCGUAACAAACGUUUUCGUCGCUAUAUCGAAGUCAAUCAACCGCCAACGGUGUGGGCGUUGAAGGUAGAUGCUCGCAUGAUAUUGUUGUAUCAGAGAUCUUUGUGCAUUAUUUCGGUCGAGCCCAAAUCAUGUACGACAUCGCAAAUACCGCUG